Messenger RNA from Dendrobium catenatum, 1688 nucleotides. RefSeq names its product phosphatidylinositol:ceramide inositolphosphotransferase. Bases 365 to 1333 code for a protein of 322 amino acids. The record is from RefSeq and is a predicted model, not a curated record. Gene Ontology annotation, biological process: ceramide biosynthetic process. NCBI's taxonomy places the organism in Eukaryota, Viridiplantae, Streptophyta, Magnoliopsida, Asparagales, Orchidaceae. The transcript is spliced from 12 exons. Gene Ontology annotation, molecular function: inositol phosphoceramide synthase activity; sphingomyelin synthase activity; ceramide cholinephosphotransferase activity. Gene Ontology annotation, cellular component: trans-Golgi network; Golgi membrane; endoplasmic reticulum membrane.
UUAAAAAUAUUUUCUCAUUCUCGUUCUCUUCAUUCUAUUGGCCUCGCUUUUCUUCGAUACCCGUUGGAAUCGAGCACAAGGAGGAGGAAGGAGCCGUUCCUCUCUUGGUCUCUCUCUUACUCUUGGUUUCUAGAAGCAGGCGACCGGCCAAUUAAAAGCCUUCCAGUCGCUAUGAAAUUGCUGGAAAGGUAUUAAAAGUAAGAUUACAAGAGAAAUACGGGAGAUUCCUAGAGGUAUCUGUGGAAAGGGGAAUCGAUUUCAGAUCAGCUACGUGCAAACUCUCUGUUUUAGGGCCGAUCGAUCGAACAGAGACAGAGUUGAAGGCAAUCUAGGGCCUUUUGCGGGAGUUUUGUCAGUUGCUUAGAUGAUAUGGAAGUGGAUGCCGCUGAUUAAUAUGAUGUUUUAUGUUGGACGCGAAGCUUCCAAGCUAUGGAAGAAGAUUUUUAUGGAGACGUACGUGGAGCUACAACUGCUGGCAGAGAAGUGGAAGUUUCUAUUGGCUGGGCUCGUUUUUCAGUAUUUUCAUGGUUUGGCUGCUAGAGGUGUACAUUAUUUACAUCGGCCUGGACCAGUUCUUCAUGAUCUAGGAUUUGCUAUCUUGCCGGAGCUUGGAGUGCAAAGAGCUUACCUUAGCGAGACACUUUUCUCGGUCAUCUUUUUCUCCUUCUUAUUGUGGUCAUUUCAUCCGUUCGUUUGCCAUGGCAAGCGCUUCUAUACUGUUCUGCUGUGGCUUAGGGUGUUGGCUUGUCUAGUGAUUUGCCAGACUCUACGGAUUUUUACAUUCUAUUCUACCAUACUCCCGGGUCCUAAUUAUCAUUGUCGUGAGGGAUCACCUCUUGCCAUACUUCCCCAUCCCGAUAGCAUAUUUGAAGUUCUCCUUCUAAAUUUUCCUCGAGGAGUCCUAUAUGGAUGUGGUGACUUGAUAUUUUCAUCCCACAUGAUAUUUACUUUGGUUUUUGUGCGUACUUAUUAUAAGUAUGGCUCAAACAGGUUCAUCAAGAUGCUUGCAUGGUUGAUGGUUAUAUUACAGAGUCUGCUUAUAGUAGCUGCUCGGAAACACUAUUCUGUUGAUGUUGUAGUUGCAUGGUAUACUGUAAAUUUGGUCGUAUUUUUUGUUGACACGAAGCUACCAGAAAUGCCUGAUCGUUCUGUUGGAAGUCAACAAAUACUUCCUUUGAGUUCUAAAGAAAAAGAGAGCAAAGCCAAAGAAGAGAACCACAAGCUAUUGAAUGGUGAUGCUGCUGAUCGGAGGCAAAGAACGCAAAGCAGUGGGAAACAUAUUGAGAAUGGUAAUCAUCACGUUCAUUCUGAAGCAGCAAUGAAUGGGGUGUAGACAGAGACAGCACAAAUUAUAGUACAAGUGGGACAUAGACCGGACGCUUGGGACUGCUGAGAAAUUUACUCAACACAUUGAAAUAUUUGAGAUUGUCGCAAGAAAUUUCUCUCGUUGGACAAUCCUGCUGUCAAGAUGCUUAUUGUACCAUGGCCCCACCAGCAAUUUUGAAUUUUCUUUUGUGAUUGCUUGGCAAUUUUUUAUAUCUUAAUUUAUUACCUUUUUUUCUAAUGGCAAUUUCAUAUUUUAGACCGAAGCUGGUUUUCAUUGUAAUAACAUGUCACUGCUGCGAGCAACAUAGGGCGUCUAGCACAACUCUUUCUUCAUUUUGUUUCAUUGUCGCAUUUUUUUUUUA